AGUGACAAAUGCUGGCUGCAGUUCAGCUAGCCCUCUGCCCUCUCCUGAGCCCGACAGAUUGCCACCUCCACUGUGUGCACACUCGGCCACCGGACAGAUCCACGACUCUGAGAAGCCGCUCUGGUCCCGCACCUGCUCUGAGGACAUCUUCCCGCUCUUCCUUUCAGAACAAGGGACAGCCAGGAUGCAGCGCUUCCUCCUCCUGUGCCUGCUGCUCCUCAGCCCUCAGGGUGCCACCCUCCACCGCCACCACUCCCGGGAGAUGAAGAAGAAAAUCAGGGAACUCCGUUUAGGUGCCAUGGUGGUUCCCAGCAGCGGGGACUUUGCCUUCAACCUCUACAGGGCUUUGGCUUCAGCUGCUCCCGACCAGAACAUCUUCUUUUCCCCUUUGAGCAUCUCCAUGAGCCUCGCCAUACUCUCCCUGGGGGCUCAGUCCAACACGAAGACGCAGAUCCUGGAGGGCCUGGGCCUUGCGCCCGUGGCCGGUGCAGAGGAGGAGCUCCAUAAGGGCUCCCAGCAGCUCCUGCUCGAGCUCAACCAGCCCAGAGAUGGCUUCCAGCUGAGCCUCGGCAACGCCCUGUUCACAGACCCCAUGGUGAACGUUCAGGACGCCUUCCUGAGUGCCGUGAAGACACUGUACCUGGCAGACACUCUCCCCACCAGCUUUGGGGACCCCGCGGGGGCCCAGAAGCAGAUCAACGAUUACGUGGCAAAGCAAACUAAGGGCAAGAUUGGGGAUUUGAUUAAGAACCUCGAUAGUACCGACAUCAUGGUUAUGGUGAACUACAUUUUCUUUAAAGCUAAGUGGGAGACAAGCUUCAGCCACGGAAGCACCAAAGAGCAGGACUUCCAUGUGACCCCGGAGACCACGGUGCGUGUGCCCAUGAUGAACCGUGAGGACCAGUAUUACUUCCUCCAGGACCGAAACCUCUCUUGCAAGGUGGUGGGGGUCCCCUACCAAGGCAAUGCUACCGCUUUGUUCAUUCUCCCCAGCGAGGGCAAGAUGGAGCAGGUGGAGAAUGGACUGAAUGAGAAAACGCUGAGGAAGUGGCUUAAGAUGCUCACGAAGAGGCAGCUCGACCUUUACCUUCCCAAGUUCUCCAUCGAGGGCGCCUAUCAGCUGAACAAAGUGCUCCCUGGGCUGGGGAUCAGUGACGUCUUCACCUCCCAUGCUGACCUGUCUGGCAUCACCAGCUUCUCCCAAAUCCACGUGUCACAGAUGGUGCACAAAGCCGUGGUGGAGGUGGACGAGUCAGGAACCAAAGCUGCCGCAGCCACAGCGGCAAUCCUGGCAUUCAGGUCAGCCCGACUGAGCUCUCAGACGGUCAAGUUCGACAAGCCCUUUCUGAUGCUCAUUGUGGAGAACAAGAGCAUCCUCUUCUACGGCAAAGUGGCCCACCCCUGAGAUGGGGGCUUCUCCUGAAACCCACAGGCCUCCGUGGCGAGGUGUGCUCCGGCCCAUCUGUCUGCUGAUAGCUAGUACUUCACAUAGGUUUAGUUGACUAAUGUGGCAUCACAAAUAAAAAUAACAUUGAUAUACCGAUGAUUGUGUCCUCUCACACAAUUUCAAGACAUGGAUACCUUGGAGAACAUUGGGUCUUGCCCUCACCUUUCAUUAGUAGAGACUAGUACUGAGGCCCAGAGAGGCUGGUUGACUUGCCCAAGCUCACAGAGCACAUUAGCGGCAGAGAAAGGUGCAGGAUCCAGGCCCCUGAGGCCCUGGGCAGUGCCACAAAGCUCUGUAGGAGGGUCAUUCUGGUAGAUGAGGGCAACCAGGAAACAUGUUUCCAAGCCUGGUCUCCUACCUAUCAGCAACAACAACUGUCAGGUCAUCAUGGUUUUUGGAAAGAACACAGAAUAGGGGUCUGUCCCAACCCUAACCAGCUGUGUGACACUGGGGUAACACUGCCCCUCUCUGGGGUGUUCCCUGCCAAUCACAGUUGGUUUCAGUACACUCAAGUGUCAUUCAUCCUUUAAGAAAAACUGGUGGGCAUCAGGGUGGAAAUGGCCCAAUGCAGGAUUGUGGAUAGAGUUAUAAUCUCAAGGGCCUGGCCGGCAGUGGGAGAAUGGAGACUUGUUGCAAACAGUAGAGUGUCAGUUGCAGAGGAUAGCUAACUUUUUGAAUUUUAUGUCGGCAAUAACAAUAAAGCAUUUUGCAAACACUG
Messenger RNA from Cynocephalus volans (Philippine flying lemur), 2165 nucleotides. RefSeq names its product serpin family A member 5 (gene SERPINA5). The transcript is spliced from 5 exons. Gene Ontology annotation, biological process: negative regulation of endopeptidase activity. The record is from RefSeq and is a predicted model, not a curated record. Lineage: Eukaryota; Metazoa; Chordata; Mammalia; Dermoptera; Cynocephalidae. The coding region runs from base 185 to 1405 and encodes 406 amino acids. Gene Ontology annotation, molecular function: serine-type endopeptidase inhibitor activity.